Toxotes jaculatrix (banded archerfish) is the source of this 2163-nucleotide messenger RNA. It is a transcript of the gene bri3, whose product is annotated as brain protein I3. The transcript is spliced from 3 exons. The record is from RefSeq and is a predicted model, not a curated record. NCBI's taxonomy places the organism in Eukaryota, Metazoa, Chordata, Actinopteri, Toxotidae. Bases 432 to 818 code for a protein of 128 amino acids.
UCUUGUGACAAUCCAGACAGAAAGGAAAAGCCUUUCUGACUUCCAGCUGAGUUGUUAGCUGCUGCGAUGACAGAGAACUGUUGUUUUGGUACCAAAGGACCAACUGCGAGGAGGGAAAUGGAGUUAAGUUAACCGUUAUCAGACUGACUCAGACCAUUCCUGCCUUUAAAGUGAACAUUUGGUGAAUACUUGGGGUUGUUGCGCCGCCGGGGACAAAGUUGGCGCAUGGAGAGGGACGAAGUUUCAUUUUUGCGCAGUGUCUUUUCUUUGUUUUCUUUGUUUUGGUCGCCACUGCGUGUCAGCCAGCGUCGCCCGGCUUCUGAACCAAAGUAGCUGGAGUUCAGUUUUGACCCUUUUUGUUGCUGGAGAAUUAAAGUUAGGGGUGGGUUCAGAGGACGAGACAACUUGGAGGACGCAUUACGUCGGGUGAGAUGGUGGACAGCAAACCUCUUCUUCAGGACAGACCUCCCGCCUACAACACCGUCCCGGGGGCUUAUGAGUACGGCCCGCAGCAGCAGAGCUAUGGGGCUAUCCCCCCUCCGGCCCCGCCGCCCUACCCGUACCCAGACGGCCAAGGAUACCCAUCAGCCCAGAUGGGCCCUGCCGUAUCCCAGCAGCCCUACGCUGGAACUUACACCAUCAUCCAGCCUUCUGUAGUGGUGGUGGGAGGCUGCCCUGCCUGCAGAGUUGGUGUCCUGGAGGACGACUUCACUUGCCUGGGGAUCCUGUGUGCCAUCUUCUUCUUCCCCCUGGGUAUCCUCUUCUGCUUCGCACUGCGUCAGAGAAGGUGCCCCAACUGUGGCGCCACCUUCGGCUAGAGGGACCAAACCACAGCUCAUGCAUAUGCUUGUUCUCCCAUGCAUUCACACACACACACACACACACACACACACACACACAAUCCAGCAUUUUUAUGUCUUUUUUUGUUGUUGUUGUUAUUUUUUCUUAAUAUUGCACAUUGCUGUUGCCAUUAUGUUAUGUACAAGAAAUGAUCAAGAUAUUACCAUGAUUUAUGAUGUGAGUUUUUAUCAGAGGCACGUGUUGAAAUCUAUUUUCAUCUGCUAGUUGAGGGUGUAUUCUAGCAUAUGUAAGCAUCCAGCUGUUGUCAGUGCCUUCACUACAUGCAGAGUGAGCAUCAGAUUUCAUCAUGAUUUAUUCUGUAGAUUUAGCUCAGUUAUCCAAGGGUCUGAGCAGAUUCCUAUAUGUUUUGACAAGCCAGAAAUAACCAAGGCACGUGUAGUUAUUCUGCCUAAAUUUUCUUUUUCUUUUCUUUUUUAUUUUAUUUGCCGGCACACUGCGUACAUAUUUUUUGGUUAACAUUGUGCUUAGCAAUUUAGUGACAGCAUCCAUAUGAUCACUGAUGUAUUAGCUUUUGCAAGAAAUGCAGACUUUUUUUUUUUUUUGGAAAUGUUUAGUUCCUUUGUUUUUUUUUUUGGCUGAGUGUGACACGGAAAAACACAAACAACGUAUUUAAAAAAAAAAAAAAAAAAACCAAGAUGUGUCAAGAUCCCUGAACAUGAACUGUCCCAGCUGAAACAAUGGACUCGUGUCAGACAGACAGGCCGCAGCAUUUUGUCUGUUUUUGUUGAUAUUAUUUCUUGGGGCCAUAUUUGCACUGACCGUUUGUUUGAUGAUUAUUCUGCUGGGUUGUGCUUUUCCAGGGCCAAUGCAGAACUCAGGUACAUACAAUCUGAAACGCCCUCGACUUUACAACCUCAAUCACUGUUUGACUUCAGACUUCUGCCUACUGUAAGAAACUCAUGCGUUGACGCGCAGACUCGUCCUUCAAUGUGCGGAGUUUCACUUCGAGGAAGCAUGCUGAGAGCAAAAGCUGAAGGAAUUUCUCAAUAAUGUGUAUAACCUCUGGAUUUUUAUCUUAGUACUCUGUGACAAGUCACCCUGCCCCAUUCUUCCCAGCCAGACAAUCAAUCAAGAAUGUCUAUGUCCCUCUAUCUGCAGUAUCUCCAUGUCUACGUCUUCCAUCACAGCAAGAUGUUAUAUAACUGUCCAUGGCAGAAGAAAAGAUAAAGCUGGGUGGGAGAGAUUUAAAAAAAUAAAAAUAAAAAAAUCUUCUUGCUUUAGAAAACACACUACGCACGCUCUAAUGAUUGAGGUUCUUACUUUUUAUAUGAGUUACUGUAAUUAAAAAUGAAUGCUACUUAA